CAUCAUGUUGAGACAAAUAGUUUUAGUGGUGGUUUUGGUAUUAAUUGCCAAUUCUUUGGCACAUUCACGAAAAAUAAACGAUGAGGAUUUAAUCAUAACUUUACAUCAUGGUGGAAAAGUUCGUGGCGAGAAAAAAUCUAUUGGACUCUAUUCGGAUAAAAAAUAUUUUUCAUUCAAAGGUAUUCCUUAUGCCGAACCACCAGUGGGAAAACUUCGGUUCAGAAGUCCCCAACCUCAUCCCGGUUGGACAAACAUUCUUAACGCAACAAAGCAUGGUAAUAUCUGCGUACAAUUAAAUAAACUACAAGGCUCUGAGGACUGUCUCUUUUUGAACGUUUAUACGCCAUCAAAUCUAAAUCCAACUAAAAAAUAUGCCGUAAUGUUUUGGAUUCAUGGAGGGGCCUAUGUAACAGGAUCUGGAGACUCAGCCAAGCAAGGACCGGAGUUUUUGGUCAAUGAGGAUGUCAUUGUUGUCACUAUAAAUUAUCGUUUGGGCUUUCUUGGAUUCUUUUCUACCAACGAUCGAUCAGCACAAGGAAAUUACGGAUUGAAAGAUUGCGUAGAAGCGCUCAAGUGGGUUCAAAAUAAUAUCGAAGCAUUCGGAGGUGAUCGGAAUCGUGUAACAAUUUUUGGACAAUCUUCUGGUGGAGGUAUGGUUCAUUAUCUUCUUUUAUCUCCAAUGGCCAAAGGACUUUUUCAUGGGGCCAUUUCACAAUCUGGCACAGCCUUGAAUGCUUGGGGCUUUCAGCCAUAUCCAAGAACAAUCGCUUUUGAAGCUGCUAAAUUGUUAAAUAUUACUUUCAAUUCAACGGAAAAUCUGGUAGAUCAACUUCGCGACUUUAAAGAUCCAUAUGAGUUUGCAGUCAUUGCAGAAUCGAUGACAAAUCCAGAUCUAUUUCCAGGAUUCAUUCCUUAUCCUUUUGAGCCGUCUGUUGAGCCAGAGGACUCCGAUGAACCCCGAUUUUUGCCAGACACACCGUUGAAAAUUCUUCAAAGAGGAGAUUUUAACAAGGUUCCAUGCAUAUUUGGCGCCACGAAUGAAGAAAUGCUCCUGGUUCAUGACGCGCAAAGAAAAGAUCCAGAUUUUCUUUUAAAAUAUAAUAACGAUUCUCGUCUUUUACUGCCUGAUGAGUGGUUCAUUCAACCAAACACUGAAGCAGCAGACGAUAUACUUAACAAUAUUCGAAAAACGUAUUUUAAUGAUAAAACCGAAAUUAAUGAUAUAAUCGAAUUUCGUACAUUUGGUGCCGAUCGAGUAUUUUUAUACUCAAUUUAUAAAACAGUAGAGAUGCAUGCUAGAAAACAAACAGCUCCCGUAUUUUUUUACAUUUUUUCAUACGAUGGCUCUUUAAACUUAGACAAAAAAUUUCAGUUACUUACCGAAUAUGAUGGCGCUAUGCACUCUGAUGAUAUGGGAUAUUUGUGGAAAAAUUCCAAAGCGCCCCUUAUCAUGCCAACUGAUCCAGCAAGAAAAGUGAGAAAGCGAAUGGUAAAAAUGUGGGCAAAUUUCAGUAAAUACGGACAUCCAACGCCUAAUGUUACUGAAUUAAUUUCCGUAGAGUGGCCAAAAGUUCGAAACCAUCAAGAGUUUUUGGAAAUUGGAGAAGAAUUGAUACCAAAAAUCGAUCCCUUUAGCCAACGAAUGGCUAUGUGGAAAGAAAUGGAUCAAAAAUAUAACAAUGCACAGUAAAAUUCAAGCUUUGAAAAAAUUGUUUUAAAAAUAUUGCGUGUAAAAAAUAAUAUUGUUCCAAUGCAAAUUGGUAAAAUUACGCGUUUAAAGUUGACUGAUACAAAAGGUCAAUAAAUUUGUUUGUAAACAAUUAGACUUUGUCUGAAAUUUUUGAUUGAUCUUAUCCUCGUUUGAUAUAAAUAAAAGAAUAAGAAUUCUAGGUUUAUUUCUACUUGA
This is a messenger RNA of Culicoides brevitarsis, 1906 nucleotides long. Its product is annotated as juvenile hormone esterase-like. The transcript has a single exon. NCBI's taxonomy places the organism in Eukaryota, Metazoa, Arthropoda, Insecta, Diptera, Ceratopogonidae. Bases 5 to 1690 code for a protein of 561 amino acids. The record is from RefSeq and is a predicted model, not a curated record.